Molecule: messenger RNA, 291 nt
Organism: Phaeoacremonium minimum UCRPA7
Lineage: Eukaryota; Fungi; Ascomycota; Sordariomycetes; Togniniales; Togniniaceae
Product: putative small secreted protein
Exons: 3
Coding region: 1-291 (96 amino acids)
Source: RefSeq, a predicted model, not a curated record
AUGAAGCCCUUUGCUGCUAUCUCCGCCGUGGUCUACCUGGCAGCCAUCGCACAGGGAGCUAAUGUCAAAAUCUGCAAGCAGCCCAAUCUGAAGGACUGCAAGACGGUCACUGUGCAUGACAACGCAUGCUAUGGUUUCAACGAGAAAGUCAGCUCCUUGGAUACAAAUGGCGCCCAAUGCACGUUUUGGACUAAGAAACAAUGUGACGGACAGUCUUGGAAGGCUCGGGGGAAGCAUGAGACCAUCCCGGGAGACUUCAACAACAAACUCAGCUCCGUCAAGUGCCAUUAA